Molecule: messenger RNA, 2852 nt
Organism: Phymastichus coffea
Lineage: Eukaryota; Metazoa; Arthropoda; Insecta; Hymenoptera; Eulophidae
Product: G patch domain-containing protein 1 homolog
Exons: 5
Coding region: 158-2716 (852 amino acids)
Biological process (GO): mRNA processing
Cellular component (GO): nucleus
Molecular function (GO): RNA binding
Source: RefSeq, a predicted model, not a curated record
AAUGACUUGAAGUGCGCGGCUUAGGGUAUGCUGAUUUUGAGAGAGCUCUUCGAUUCGGCUCAGUACUGUGUAAUAAGCGUCUGCUUAUUAAUAAAAACAAAAUAUAAUGUGUUAGUCCAAGAGCUGUUUAUUGAUUAAAUGAAUCUUGUCGGACAAAAUGAGCGAUAAUGAAGAUGAUUUUGUGACUUUUGGAAAUGCAUUAGAGCCGUUGGACGAAGAAAAUCUACCAAGAAAAAAACCAGUCACAGUUGAAGAGCAAUUUGCAUACGAUGCACAAGGCAGAAGAAGAUUCCACGGAGCAUUCACAGGUGGUUUCUCUGCUGGCUACUUCAACACUGUUGGUACUAGAGAUGGCUGGCGUCCACAACAAUUCAAAUCGACAAGAGCAAGUAAGGCUGGUAAUGUUGUUCAACGCCCCGAAGAUUUCAUGGAUGAGGAGGAUACUGGAGAGUUUGGCAUUGCACCAACUGCUAUUAGGGCUACUCAAGACUAUAGUGAUCAGGCUAAUAAAGGUACUAAAAGAGAACAUGCUAAGGAUAGUACUGGGCCUAUUCCUGGUACUCCAGUAUUAAAAGAUAUCCUUAAACCAGUCAAAGAGCGAGUUGGAGUAACUUUGCUUAAGAAGAUGGGUUGGAAACCAGGUCAGGGUGUAGGACCACGACUGACUAAGCAACAAAAGAAACAACAAAAGCAAAGACGAGAAAAAAUAAAAAUUUAUGGCUGUGCUUUACCUAAUCAACAAGAAAAAGAUAGUGAGAGUGAGUCAGAAGAUUCAGACGAGUAUGCUGAUAUUACUUUUGCCCCAGAUGAUUACGAACCUUAUAGGUGUAACCCAAAAGAUAAUUAUUUUGGGAUCGGCUACAGUGGCCUAGAUCGACGACCGAUCUUGGGUCAGCACAUUAAUUUGUUUGAUCCACCAGCAUUUAGUAUCCAAGAUAAAAAUAAAAAGCUCUCUAUCAAAGGUCAAGCUUUCGGUGUGGGAGCAUUUGAAGCUGAAGACGAUGAUAUUUAUCAUCGCGAAGAUAUGUCGCGUUACGACUUUGCUCUUGGACCCGAAAAAAAGAAGAGCCGAUGGUCAAAAGAAGAGAAGCAGAAGAAAGAUUGUAUUGAGGGUUUUAUAUUAUGUAAAGAGCCACUGACGCAAAAAAAAAUUUUUCCCGCACCCGCGCUGCCUAAGGACUUUCAACCAGUACACAAAGUUAAGAAGAGUAGGUUUUCACCUCUUGUUACUGAUAAAAGUCAUAGCAAACCUCAGAGGUAUGAAAUGAACGCAGAAAGUAGAGCGAAAAUCAUUAACGACGACAGACCGAGUAUAAUAGAUUCCACGAAAGGAGAAAAUAAAAAUAUAAGUGUUGCCGCAAAGCUAAUAACUCGAACGUUAAAUCUUCAUGGUAUGGAACAAACGGCAGAUCGAGAGAAAUUAGAGAAAGAACAAACGAAAAAAAAGUCCAUGUCAUGGUUAGACAAACUCUCGACCACAACUUUUGUCAAAGGUGAAAUUAUAGGAUCAGAUUCCAAAAUCAAGGAUCGUCAAGAUCUGAAUUCAUCAAAAGAAUCUGAAAAAUCAGCAGAAAUAACGUCAAAGAGGCCGUCGUUUGCUGAUCUGGAUAAACAGCGUCGUUUCGAACAAUAUUUAACCUUUACAGAAGCUGAAAAAAAGUAUAAAUUAACGAGUUUACAACCACUGUCAAUGACUGAAUGGGAGAGAGAUCAGGAGGCUGAUGAAUUCGAGAAGGUAGCAAAACUGUGCUCACGAAUCGAUGAUAAGACGGAAAAAGCUGAGGAAGAAAAGAAAGAAUUAGAAACAAAAGUGAAUCUAGAAAGUUUAAGUUUGCACGAGAGAAUGACUGCUGCAGCGAAACUUAAAAUGUUUGGAAAACUAACAAGAACGGAUGUUGAAUGGAAACCAGCGAAAUUAGUAUGUGUGAGAUUUAAUAUUGCCGAACCAUUUGUAGGAGUUGCAGAGGAGGGUAAACCCAAGAAAAAAUUCUCUAUCUUCGACUCACUUACCUGGAACGAGAUGGCGAAGUUUGAGAAGGGAAAGAAUUUAGAUUAUGAGUGCGAUCCAAGACCUUCCACGUCGUACGAAAAUGAAAAGCCUGUGGUCGAGAGACCAGAAAGAAAAUCAUCGACGGAAUUGAGGAAACAGGAAUUUGUUGAAGAAACGCCAAAGUCUAAGAAAAUGAACAAACCGGAAGAAUCAACAGCAACGGCGAAUCUAAACCCUCAAGAGAAGAAGGACCUAUUCAAGUCUAUUUUCCUGAGCAGUAGCGAAGAAUCCGAGUCAGAAAACGAACAGUCUAAAGAUAUAGACGAGGAGAAAUGGAAAGCCGCUCUGAUAGGCAACUCAGCAGCAGAACAAAAUACGCAACGCAAUACAUCGCCCCCUCGAGGUAUUUUUGCCAAACUUGAUCUAGACAGUAUAACUAAACGACCGGAUAAAAUGGAAAACAAAGUUGAAAAACAGAUUAUUGAGAAAAUGGAAGUAGACGAAGUCAAAGCGAUCCCAUCUGAUGUUUACGGUCCAGCACUUCCAACUGCACCAUUACCAGCACCACCGACAAGUGAAUCGGCAUUACCAAAACCUAGCAAAGAUGAAGUUUGGAUUGAGAAAAGUAAUAAAAAGAAGUCAAAGAAAGAGAAGAAAAAGCAUAAGCACAAGGAACGAUCAAAGAGUAAGAGUCGGAAAAAGUCGAAGAAGGAUAAGAAACAUUGAAUGUAACUGUAUAUUUGUUUCAGUGACGCGUGUGGACAAUUAUAUUGUACAGAAUCAUAUGAAAUUGGUUUUAGCGACGAAUGAUUUGUUCUUUCUUUUGUUUGCGAAACAGAAAAAGUCUAUGAAUAAAUAUUUU